AUGCCUCCUCCUCCAACUUCACCUCUCACACAGCAAGCUCUGCUUACUGCUGUGACCACUCUGGCACAGAUGAUCUCUCUCACUUCUCUUGAUAAAGAGUUCUUAAGUCAGUUCCUGAGUAGCGCUCUCCGUUUAGCCUUGUGUAACCCACUGUUGGUCACGCCGCGAUACACCUCUCCUGGCCGGCCACCGUGGAGGAGCGAGCGGCUCCACCCUCCAAGGGCCCACCAAGCACUCGCUGCGAACACCAGCCGCCGCGAGCCACCAUUAUUGACGAUGGCCGGCUGGGCCUCGGAGGGACGUGGGGCUGGCCCUUGCCGUAGCGAGGGGUCAGCAUGGACUCUGCCUACUUAUCACUCGACACGUCACCACCGCUACACAGGCUCCGCACCAAAUAACACAAGAUAGUAAGCACCAAAUAACACAAUAACGGACCCUGUUCCCAACAAUGGAUCACUCUGGUACACUUUCAAUUACACCGAUCACUUUGUGAAACUCUUGCUUUUC
This is a messenger RNA of Penaeus chinensis, 507 nucleotides long. RefSeq lists its product as uncharacterized. Bases 1 to 408 code for a protein of 135 amino acids. The record is from RefSeq and is a predicted model, not a curated record. The transcript is spliced from 2 exons. Lineage: Eukaryota; Metazoa; Arthropoda; Malacostraca; Decapoda; Penaeidae.